GCAUCGCACACAAACAGACCCGACCAAUUUUCUUGUGGGAAAAUUUUCAACGAAAAAUGGCAGCAAACCGGACGGUUUCGUCUCGUGUCGGGUGUGUUUAGAUGGGAAAAUUUGGCUCGAUUAUAGCUCAUGCACGGUAAAUAAAGUUUUCAAACGUUAGCCCAAAUCUAACACAAUGCAGAUACGAUAAAGUGUUUAGUGGUCUGCAUCGCGAGAGGUGGAAAAUUGUGACCUAGAAAAACCGUCUACGUUCCCAGAAAGUGACAUCUUUCGUGAUCCUUGCAGAAGUGAAGAAAAGUGUAGUUCCUUCGGAGAAAAAUGGAUUAAACGCGCCUGGCGUAAGAAAGGUUCGCCUAAUCCAAUGUGCAAGAUGUUGAGCACCCCAAAGUGUACUUCGAUUGAUUUAAAAAGCAGCAGUUUCAACGCGUUUUAGCUAAUCGUCCAGUAGUCUGCUAAACUACUGUUCCACAGCAGCGCUCCUUUACGAGAAGGGAUACACACACGCGCGCACGCAGGGGUGUGCUUUCCAGUCCCGUUUGCACGAGGGGUUGGAAAAAUCGAUACACCGACCACGGAACCGGCAACCAGUAUCGUUUAACGUUACACCAUCUUUUCGUGUGUCUGUCGUUAUCAUCCCUUGACGAAUGUCUCCAUUUUUUUUUUGCGUGAAAAAAGUGUUUAUCUAGUAGAACGAAUUCGGGCGCUGCUAAGAAAAGGCAACGUUUGCUGUGAAGGUUUUUGUUUUAUUUUUAUAGGAAAAAGUUCUUAGUGUCCCUACUGCUGGUCCAAGUUUGAAAACCGCAUCGCUCUGUGCAUAGCAUCGUGUGCGAAAUAAACCGUGUGCUGCUGUAGUUGCCAUUUUGCAUAAUCCAUUACAAGGAAGUAGGCUAAUUUUUCCUAAUGGCUUACAAAACUACUGGUCCCUAGAGUGUAUGUGUGUGUGUGAGUGUUUGGGCGAUUGUGUGCACUACUUUUGCUCACCUUUUUUGCAUUCAUUCAAUCGAGUGUUAUCAAUCGAUACUGCUACUAGGACUGGUCACAUGUGACCGAUUCUCACCGUGGUGCCUCAGUUUGUUUCAGUAGUGUGGCUAUUUUCUUAUCGUAGUGCUCCGUCCUCCGGUUGAUUUCUGAAGUGGCAGCAUCCUGGCAAGGCGACACAUCCACAGCAGCAGCAGAUUAAGUCAUCGCUACCAACUUGUCGCAACGUUGCCGUUUCUUACGUUCCGUGCCAUGUGCCGCAAUCGUACGCGUUCGUUACAUUUCCCGGCUGUAGUGAAGAUGGUGUGUAGUAGCAUAACCGUGUGACGAAUUACAAGUGAUAGCAGUACCCAUUAUUCAUCGCAACAUGGCCCAAUAGAAAUCAUUCAUAAUUGAUCCCAACAACUUAGUCUACCAAAAAUAUAGGAAAAUGCAGACGAUUCGUAAGAAGACCAGUCCUUUGAAAUAUCGAAACGAACCCGGGCGGUUCUUCGGCGAUGGUGUAAGCUUCAAGGCCAAACUCAUCGGCAUCCUAGAGGUCGGCGAAGCCCGAGGAGACCGAAUGUGCCAGGAGGCACUGCAGGACCUCAAAAUGGCAAUACGCGCGGCAGGAGAGCACAAGCAACGCAUCACGAUACACGUCACGAUCGAUGGUUUACGAUUGAGAGAUGAAAAAACUGGCGAUUCUCUCUAUCACCAUCCCGUGCACAAAAUAUCGUUCAUCGCCCAGGACAUGACGGAUUCGCGUGCAUUUGGCUAUAUUUUUGGUUCCCCCGAUAGUGGGCAUCGGUUUUUCGGCAUCAAAACCGACAAAGCCGCCAGCCAGGUGGUGCUGGCAAUGCGCGACCUGUUUCAGGUCGUGUUCGAACUGAAGAAGAAAGAGAUUGAGCUGGCCCGGCAGCACAUUCAGAGUAAAAUCACAGCCCAUGAACAUCAGGCUGUGUCCGCAUCGUUGGUAGCGAAGAGCAACACCACACUGGACAGUGGCGGUGCUGGUGGAGGAGGAUCAGCAAGCGGCAGCUCGAGCUAUGGAAAGAAUCAUUCGAGUGAGACGGGUGCGAUGGGAGGGCUGGGCGGAUCGUCGCUGGUGGGCCCAAGCAGUAGCAUUAAAAUGACCGCAGGGAAGAGUGAAAAAUCACCCGAAUCUGUGGCAGAUCUGGUGGAUCUCGAACAAGAACUGAGCUGUAUUCAACGAGGUAUAACGCAGAUGGAACGCAUUACGCCAAGUGAAGGACCGGGCAAAAGUGUUUUGGACGACGAUCCGUUUGGUGAUUCGUUUGCAAAUAUUCCACCGUCCUACAAUCUUCUUCCUCCGCCAGAGUCAAGCAAACGACAUCAGAAACAAACGCACCGUUCGACUGAAAACCUGCCAACGUUGGAAUCGAGUCCUGCAGUAUCAUCAACACCGCCUCCAAUGCCGGCUCCACCCAUCCCAACACAACCAAGCGCUUCUAGUGGUGGUGAUGCUGCAACGGGUGCGGUUUCACAUUCUUCUACUGGUAGCCGUAGCAACAACAAUCCACCAUCAUCGCAGGGUGCUGGUGGAAGCACAUUGACCAGCAGCAACUCGGUGCAGAACGAUGAUUGGCUAAAUUCUCCGCCAAACACGUCACGGUUCGAUCCGGAACCAGCACGAUACUCAGACGAACCGAAGAACUCUGACGAAACGGGAAAGACUCCUCAGUCAAGCGGUGCAGCACAACCUUCGUCCUACACUGACGUUUUUACCGAUCUGGAUCCGCUGGGUACGGGAAAAAUAAAACCAUACAUCGACAAGAAAUAUUUCUUUCAAGAGCUCAAGAAUCCACCCAAGAAGGUGUUGAAAGAUUUGUCCGGAAAGGAAAGCACAUUCAAUGCAAACUUUGCAGCGGAAGAUCAAGCUUCCUCUCCGAUGCUGCAGCAAAAUUUGGCCGGUGGGUCGACAACGUUAAAUGCAAGCAACAUUUCCACCCUUGCCAGUGGUAGUGGGGAUCUAUUCAAGGCCAGCUUUGACGAGGCACAGGCGAUGAAGAAUAAUAACAGCGGCGAACCUACAGCGAGUGGAAGCGAUGGUGGAAUAUCUAGCGCUGGAGGUGGUAACAAUAGCAUGCCACUCAUAGAAUCACUAGUCGGUAGUGGAUCCAAAGCUUCGGUCGAUCCGUUUAUGGAGGACGAUGAUUUUUCGAAACUUCAGCUCGAUCCGUUCGAGGUGCACUUUUCGCGUAACGCGUCACCGCGCAAUGCGGGAGGAAGUGGUACCCAGCAGGAAGGAAUGAGACCAUCCGAUACGGAAGAAACAUCGAACAAAUCCGCAGGAGAGGAAAGGGACGCAUCCGUUUACAAUGGGCCACUGCAGGUGAAUCUACCACCCGAAUCCUGGGCUAGCUAUAUUAGCCAGAAGCGCCUUGAGCGCCAAACUUCCGAAGCGAAUGCGGCCCAGGCGCAAACCGGUGGACCGAAUGCACACCGUAACCGGCCGGCGGCGAGCAGUGUGUUCAAGCAGAACACCGUGGACGUGAUCUCUAGUCUUAGCUCCAGCUCCAAAAAGAUGAAACCGAACCUGUUCGGUCAGAAGUUCUCGAAACGUGACUCAAAUAGCAUAAAUAUGCGACGGCUGCAGGAAAGCGAUUCGCUGAGCGAAACAGAAAUGGCGCCGGAGCCACCGCCUCGUCCCGAUUCCGGCUCGCACAUCGAACCACCGCCGUUACCUCCGAAGAAGCAAUUUGCUGACAUUGUCAUCCGGCCGUCUCCGAGGGCAUCACAUACUACGGCAAGCAGCGCAGGAUCCGGCACAGUUUCUAGUCACGGACCGAGGGAGCGAUAUGAUUACGUCGGUUCCAAAUACGACAGCAAUCGAUCGCCAUCGAGUGGUGGGCCCGGAUCGGAUGCACCACCGUUGCCGUUACCAUCGCGCAAGGUUGGUCGUACAGCGGGCGAAACUGUUGGCCCGGGACGUCCACAGAAAAAAUGCACCGAUGACGAUGACUAUCUGGCACCGAUCGGUAAGAUGGACAUACCGACGCUAUUGCCACCGCCACAACGCAAGGACGCUUCGAAAACGACACGCAUCACCCGAAAGCAGUCGGAAACGGAUCCACGCAAUCUCGAUGAACCGACGCCUCCACCGACAUCGAAAUCCCCGUCCGGAAGUGGAGCGGGGGGACACUUUUCGAAGGAACUCGAUCACCACCAUCAGCAUGCGACGUCCGCGUCCGCUUCGUUCCUGCCCGACAUUACGCUCAGUCAAUUACUCACGCUCGGAAUCGAUGAGUUGGCCACCAAGCUGAACGUUCCCGUGUCCAAGCUGAGCACAAUGACGCUCGUCGAGCUGACCACGUACCUGUCGGAGUUUAUCGAAAACAGCAAAUAUUCUGCCGCACCGCCACCGCCCUCGGCAGCACCGUCGUGGGCAACGAGCAGCAGCAUCAGCCAGGACAAUACGGCCGGCUUGGAUGGAAGUAUCAGUGAAUCGCCCGUAUUUAAGGUGAACUUUGACGAUGUGAACGAAGCCAUGUUUGUGGCCAAGUUUGAUGACAAUUUUGGCGAAGACGAACGUUCACGCAGCGGUUCAACGGGGGGCGAUGGUGGACGAACAGGUUCGGGAUCGUUUGUGGCAAACUUCGAUAAUAUGAAUCUGCAGCCUUCAUCCACCCGUACGGAUGUAUCUCACUCACCACAACCGGUUAUAGAUAAGUAUGCAGUAUUUCGUGAGAUAAUCGAGCAAGAAAUCGGUCCCGAUGGAACAACGAGCGAUUCGGGACAGGCCGAGCACGAUCUGGAACAGCAACGAUCGGGACAGAAUGAUCGCGCCGAUUCGCUUGAUUUGCAAAAGGAAGUGGCUUCGGAAAUGAAUCGUCUCUCACCGGCUUUCAUCGGCGGUGAGGGAGGGAUGGUGGGUUCCUCACCAUUACCAACGCUUGGAUCACAUUCCUUUGGAGGAUCUUCCGUUAGUCCGCUCACUACCGGACCACCCCUAACAAAGAUCGAUACAAAGAUCACGCAGGUUAUUUCCCAGGCAAAGGAUCGCUACGCAGCCUUGCGGGACAUCAUUCUAGUGGAAGAUCUGUUCGAAAAGCCCGCACAAACAGCACAGGCGCCGGUGGCGCGAAUGGAAUCAUCCUCCUUCGAAGAUCGCGAGUUGGACGAUGAUGCCAAAUUUGAGGCCAACUUCGACGAUAUGGAACAGGUGGUACAGCAGCAAGAUACCACCUCGCCAGAGAUCAAUAUUUCCGAUGCCGAUAUGAAUGAGGAUGAUAUGCAGCAACAGUUACAGGGCCAGGGAGAUUUGCAUGCAGGUGUUGGAGGUUCCUUCCGUAGCGCAACAACACCACGCGAAGAUCUUGAAAUCGACGAACUGAUGCAGAAAGCGGUUUCGAAUCUGUCUCUGCAUAGUAACGAUCAACUAUCACCGGCCCCAACUGGAAGCAACGCACAGUCGGGACUGACGGUGAAAGGAAGCCCCCUGUUGCAGCACACGUCAACCUCACCUUAUCGACCUACAAGCAUGUCCACUUCCACGACGUUACUGAACGAUAUGAUCGCACCGAAAAAUAAAUCUCCAACUAGUGGCAGCACCAUGGUUCAGUAUGAAACACUUUCCCUGGGGCAUAACGCACAAUCGAGCCGUGGCGGCGCAGGUUUGAGCGAUAUGAGCACCUCACCCAUUCCACCACUGGGUUCCAAGCCAUCCGGUAUGGCCAAGAGCCCCAUUCUAAAACCGUCACCAAUGUCGCGGAGAAGCGAUGAAGGUAUGAGAGCUAAACCAACACCGGCCCCUCGUGGCCAAUCGUCGAGCGAUAAGCGUUCUUCCGGUUCGAUGAGUGAUGGCGAUGGUGAAUCCUCACCAGAAGGAGAUAACAAUGAAGAGGGUAAAAUGUCCCGCAUGACUCCUACCAAUGCUAACGAAUCGUGGGCUGUAUUUGAUCAGCCAGAACCACCGUCACAUCAUGCUUCCAAAAGACAAGAUAUGCGCCAUGAAGCUGUACGCGGGGAUGGCGGAAGAAGAAGUGGCGAUAAAAAUGGUCCUGAGUCACCUUGCUCUUCCGAUCCGAAAGAUGAAUGGACAAAGGCAGAUCUGCGCGAAUAUGGUCGACGGUGGCCCUCGAAAGGUCACACUUCGUCCUCGUCACGAGACGUUAGUCCCUGGGAUGAAGAAGGUCCGGACUACCGCAAACGAACCGCGAUGCAUCCGUCCGGGGGUGAUCCGUCGAUGCGUCAUCACCAUCCUACCACGGGCGAACGGUAUCAUCAUCCACGCAUGCCACCGCGGCGUAUCAACUCGAACGAUGAAGACUACGAGGACGAGAUCGUGAAGGAUCAGCGUGGUCAACAGCGUCGCCGUAUGAAGAGCGGUGUCGGUUCGCGAAGCCGGGACAACUUCGAAGACGAACACUGGUAUCACGAUCAUCACGUAGGUCCAACGUGGUCCUCACCGACGGAAGAUGAAGAUACGCGAGGGCCACCGGGUGGUGAGCGUGGCUCGCGGUCGUUCGAUCGGAACGCUUACGAACGCAGCACGUAUGGACCGCCAUACGAGAAGAGGGAACCGAAAAGUUUACCGCCAGCGUACGAUCGUAGGGAUUACAAAAGUUACGACAAGCGGAAGUACUAUCGAGAGAGGGAACCGUCGCGUGGGGGCAGUGGAGGCGGUGGUCGAUACGAUUACGACCCGUACGUUGGUGAUGGUGGGUAUGGUGGCAGAAGGCCAGAUUACGAUGAUGGUAUGUACGAACGGUCGAGCCGGGAUUCGCGAGCAGCGCGGGAAUACUUCUACGAGCGCGAAAGGAAGAGCUUCGACCGCGAGAGCAUCGAAUCGUACGACAGUCGUGAACGGCAGCGCAGUUUCGGCAGUGGCGAUAUCUAUGGCAGUCUGGAUAGUCGAGCAGAAUACCGCGAAAGGGAUCGAUAUCUGUCGCUGGACAAAAGUCGAUCGCUGCGACGUGGCCUACGCAAUGCAGGUAGUGCCCGGCUGGAUCAGGACUUGGAUCAAGAUUCCGAGGGAGAUCUGAUGGGUGGUAUGGUGGGUGGUGGACGAUCAGGUUUGCGCGAUGUCGGAGGUAAUAGCUUACAUCGCUCUAGUCAAAACAUUGGACGCGGAAGCAAACAGCAGCAGCAGCAACAGAUGAUGAUGAUGCUAGACGAUGACGUUUGGGGCGUUUCGAAGGGUGGCGCCAGUGCGGCUGCUACCAUGCCGUGGAAGAGACCUUCGAGCGCCACAGAACAGCAGCAGGAACAGCGACGUUACAACGAAGGUGGUGGACGAAGCGGGCGUGGAAUGGUACCGGUUGGUGGUCCCGGGUCGGACGGUGAAAAGGACCGACGGUUUCGCAAGAAGAGUCGAACGCGCGCCGAACGGAAAGAAAUUGAGAUGCGCUCUAACUACGCGACGAUGAGAUAUCCAGUGCGUUCCAAGGAAGAUUACUUCGACUUUGAUACACCGGAAGGUGCUCGCGUGGGAGCCGCCGUAGACGAUGAUGAUGAGGAGGACGAUGAAGAUGAUGUCCCGGGCGGUAAGAACAUUCUGGACGAGCCGUUGGACGAUAGUCCAGCGUAUUAUGGUGGUCGUAGACAACCUCAGGGCGGACCACUGCCAGGAUCUACCGGAUACUACGGUAAAUCGUCGACCCCGCGCCAGGAAGGACGCAGCAUGAACGAUGCACUCAUCGCACAGGAAGCGAAGAAGAUGGCUCGCUAUGAGUACGAAGAGGAAGCCCUCAGGCGCAUGAAGAAAAGCAAUAGUCGGGAUCUGUACUUCGAGACGGGCAGUGGUACAGGUGGCGGUUAUGGCAGUGUGACUCCACCCAAGGGCAACAUUCAAAAGCAGCAUGCACAUAACGCACCACCGAGUGCGGCUGGACGGCAGCUAGACUUUGAGUUUGAUGAGUUCGCAGAUCCAUCUGGACCGCCUGUCGGUGGAGAUGGGUUUGAGAGUGAUUUUAACUCUCCGCCGAUCGGUGGUGCAGGGACUGGAGGGCCCAUUCCCGGUGGAAGAGGCGAAGGACAGAAGUCGUAUCGGUUUUCGAGCGAUUUCUCUAACGAUAAGGAACGUGGUCAUUAUGCACACGACCCACCAGGUGGAUACCAUCGGCAGCAACAUUACAAAAAUCAUCCCGGUGUAGGCAAUUACGCUGAUACGGGUGAUUAUCCUCAACACUCGCAAUCCUUGCAGCAGGCCCCGUCAUCAUCGACACCUCCACCGGCAGCUGCCUCGGGGCACCAUCACCAUCGGGAACAGUCCAGCAGUGGUUCGAAGCUGCGCUUCAAUGAAAAUGUCACAGUGUCGAAGUUUGAUGCUGAGGCAACGACCAUGUUCGAGGAUGACUUUGCUGGCCGCUCCGAUGCGGAACAGGAUCCCGAAGAUGGAACGCAGCAACAGCAGCAGGGUUGGUCGUCGGCAAGCAUCGCAACCAGUCCGGCACCACCAGCAGCGACAAGCAAUAAUGGUAGUAACAAAAAGAUAUUAAAAACCUCUAGUCAAGCAGGGCACCAUCAACAGCAGCAGCAUCAGCAGCAGCAGCUGUUUAACCAGGAUAAUAUUCGCAAAUCGGACAGUAUUAACAUUUUUGCCAAAAAGGUCGACGAUCCGUUUGAGGAUGAUGAUUUUUUCUCCUCCUCCGGUGGUGGCCGCGGCGACCCCUUCGGUGGUAAUGGUGGUGUUGCCGAUGCUAGCGGGCACGGGGCUGCCAGUGGCGGUGCUACCGGGCCCGGUUCCACCGGGUGGGACAAGAACUUUGCAAACUUUGACGAUAACAUCUGAUUACUCGGUAGCCUGAUGAUCGAGAGCAACUUCCUCAGUCGCCAGCUGAGCCGAAGUUUGAGUGCCCGUCAGCAGUAUCAGUACUGCUGCCAACAGGACGAACAUCAGCGCUACUCACUGGCUAAGGACAUUCGGAAGCUUUACAUGCGCAUCAAGCACUGCAACCGGUAUCAGGUGUUUGUUUAAAUGUGGGGAAACAAAAUCGUCAGUACAUCAGUGUGGAUUAGAUUGUGUUAUGUUUUGUUUUUACUGUAGCAUCUAGCUCAAUGUCUACGUUCAUUGUUUUAUUCAGCGUUGUAUGCUUUAGUGUACUCUGAUGAGACAUCUGAUGGAUCAAUAAUCUGGAAGUUUGCCGAAGGAUCGGCCACAAAGAACCACAGAUUAUAGACGUUAUUUUUACUAACAAUACUCAUCUUGAGUGGUGUUGUAGAUAGGUGAUCGUUUACAUUUAAACUUGUUCAAAAGUCAACUCCGGAAACCUCUUUGAUGUAUGCGACAAUUGAAGUUGAGAUUGUCCUUUCUUAACUUCAUUAAUCCCCGCUGAUACAUGGUUCCUGUCCAUAGCUGACGAAGUCCUGUUACUUGCCUUCGAUUUUUCGUAUCGGUAGGCUGAACCUGUCAUGAAGAUGACACCUCGGCUAUUCAGCCCGCAAAGCAAGGGUAUUCAGUUGAGUCAAAAAUACGAUGUUUCCAAUGUGGUUCUAGUGUCUGAUAAGUAAGUAAAUUAAGCUUUAAUCAUGCACUGCAUCUUUUCCGCUCAUCUUGCUAAAACAACACAUCAAACCGUGGCGUAAAUUGGUAGAACGCAAGUUCGAUUACUGUACUGGCCCGGUUAGAGCUGUCGUUUAAUGUUGAGAUUUUUAAUGCUAGUAAUUGUGCAAAGUUGUUUAACGUUACAUUGCGUAUACUUUUAGAUGCAGGUUUAUGUCACAAUCACAACUCAUUCAUAUCAAAACAUUUUAGUUUCUUAAGUCUAGUUAACUUAUUAACGAUGUGUGAGCUUUAGUGGAUUAAGAUUUCAGCGCGAAUAGUUAAUGCAGGUUGAGAAGGCGAAAUGAAUGGCUGUUGUUGCUGCUUGUUGAUGUGCCGCUGGUAACUGGGUAAUGUAAGGGAGAGAAAAGAAAGCGAGACGUACGAUAACUGCACAAGAGUAACGAAGCAACUACAACGGAAACGGAUGCGUAAAAGCACGGUAGUAGACAUUAGGAGCCGUUUACAGAAGUUGUCUUUUUUAAUCCAUUUCCCGUAUUUAAAAUUGUAGCAAAUCCAAAAAUUUCGCCAUAAACGCAUAUACCGGAAAGGGAAAAAGGCACGAUUCAAGACGGAACUGUUGAAAUAGACGUGAAACUCAACACCAGGAGAAGGAUUACACGCUUACUCAAACACACACUAAUCUGCUCUUCUUCUCUUUCCUAAUACUAUAACGAAACAAACAAACAAAACAAAAAACAAUGAUUGUAAACUUCUAAACCGGCAAUGAUCCGUAGACGCACCACCCGGUUACUAAUGGGGCGAUGGUAUUACCGUAAAAAUGGCGCAAUAUUAGACACAUAUAUUCACUAACGAUGGCAAAUAGUAUGUACUUCAACCGUAAGGCAGCUAAAACAAUAUCAGGAUUUCGGUGGCCAGUGUUUAGUUUUUUUGUUUAGGUUUAUCCUCACACUAUUUCACGAUAUCGCUCUGUUGAACGGUGCUGUGUGCAUAAUUAAGUUUUUGGGCAAAGUGGGCAGGCCCACACCUCCCUCCUUCCCCUCUCCCCUCUCCCCUCUAGCGCACCUAUCUGUUUGUCGUACAUUUGUGUUAGGGCUAGGAAAGGGUCUAGGUAUCAACUACACGCAAACAUGCCAAUAUGCAAGCAUUAGGUUAGCAAUAAUAUUAUGGUCGAUGGUAGUUGCGCAGAGAAAAGCGUGCAGCUGCUGCAAUAAGCCCGCAGGUAGCUUCAUUUGAAUGGUUAUGAUUAGGAGAAAAAGCUAGUAAGUUGAUAAAACAAAUUUUUAGAUUAAUACUAAUUAAUCCAAACUCCAACAUUGCCGAGUCACAGGUAUACACACACAGGCACAGCGAAGGAACCACACUUUAACACUGUGGUGUUUAGAUAUUAUUAAUGGAAAUUAUUCACCUCAAGAAAACAUACACCAUCACGGAAAGGGGAAGUUCCAUCGCUGGAAUGGACCGGUUGCAGUGAUGAGGAAAGUGAGCUUUACAGCAUUUGUGUUUUAUAUUAAACAUAACUCUACCACUGGAUAUUGGUCACUGCUGAACCGAAUCAGUGCGCUAUUACUUUGUAGCAAUGCGUUUCGCUUAUGAUAUGUUUGAAUUUGUAAUAUACCGUAAACCAACUUUGCUUUGGAACAGCGAAAGAAGAAAGCAAUCACAGAACAUACUCGAACUAAACUUGCUCGCCCUUUUACUUCUUUGGUAAUUGAUAUUAAACGUGUCCCGAGGUGAGAAAGGGGAAAAAGCAAACAAGAAUAUGCCAUCUAAUCGGGACAGGUAAUGUAGUAGGAUGAAGAAAUCAACAAAAGAAAUGAAACCAAUCAGCAACUCAAUCGACAACACCACGAACAAUUCAAUAAUAUCCAAACACGAAGGCGAAACAGGACAUGAAAACGCAAAUGAACAAACUAAAACAAAAGGUAGGUAUCAGUUGAAGAAAAAACAAACAGGAACAAGGUAAACAUUAAGCAUUCAUAUUAACGGAACAAACAAUUACUCAAGUACAGAAUGGAGGUUACAAAAAUAAAUAGAACAACAGAACAAGAACAAAACAGUAGAGUUGGUAAAUACAAAUUGUUGAUAUUAACCCACCCUCUUCUACUCUCCUCAAACACAGGAAAAGCAUGAAAUAAAAAAGAAAAGAAACCCAAACCCGAACCGAAAUUCGAAAACGUAGAAAUCAGGAAAAACAAACUUAAUAAAAAUCAAACUAAACGAACAAUUUCAUGAGAUUCAUGUAGUGUUGGGUAUUUGUUCUCAAUUUUUGUUCAUGUAUGUUGCGUGUUAGCAGGGCGCAAAAACUGUAUGUAGAUGUGGUUUGUUUCUUCUCUCUUUCUUCUUCUCUUGAAUAAAUAGUGUUGAAAUUGUUGUAAAACUUUGGCGCGCUAUGGUAUAUGGAAUGGGAUAAACAAGAAAUGUUACAUGUGUGAAAUGUGAAGUGAACAAAAAAACCUUCAACACAUUGAGCAAGGGAAGCGGGAAACGAGAACCAGAACAAAAGUACGUACAUAGAAAGGAAAAAGCGAUAUGCAAAUGCAAAUGAGCGAAAUAACGAAUAACAAGUGCACAAGAGUGUGCAGCUAACUGUGCAAACAAAAGUGAAGAUAAAAACAAAAACACACACACAAAACCAACUAUUAAGAAGUAAAAAUAUAUCAUUAAAAAUUUUAAAAACAAA
Anopheles funestus (African malaria mosquito) is the source of this 12107-nucleotide messenger RNA. RefSeq names its product protein disabled (gene Dab). The record is from RefSeq and is a predicted model, not a curated record. NCBI's taxonomy places the organism in Eukaryota, Metazoa, Arthropoda, Insecta, Diptera, Culicidae. The transcript is spliced from 8 exons. Bases 1409 to 8713 code for a protein of 2434 amino acids.